Molecule: messenger RNA, 5120 nt
Organism: Salvia hispanica
Lineage: Eukaryota; Viridiplantae; Streptophyta; Magnoliopsida; Lamiales; Lamiaceae
Product: myosin-12
Biological process (GO): actin filament organization
Cellular component (GO): myosin complex; actin cytoskeleton; membrane
Molecular function (GO): actin filament binding; microfilament motor activity; ATP binding
Source: RefSeq, a predicted model, not a curated record
UUUUUCACCACCUUCCUUCAUUACCCUACUUUUCCAGUCGGCAUUCCUUUUCAUUUCCACAUUCCUUCAAAUACUCUCUCUCUCUGUAGCUGAAACUUAUUCAUUGUGUUCAAUGCUCAGAUAGUCUAAUGGGAACUCCAGUAAACAUAAUUGUUGGAUCGCAUGUUUGGGCUGAAGAUCCUGAAGCUGCCUGGAUCGAUGGGCAAGUGUUGGAGAUUAAAGGAUCGGAUGCAACCAUACUUACCACAAACGGCAACACUAUAGUUGCAGCUAUUUCAAGCAUAUAUCCAAAGGAUACUGAAGCGCCCCCUUCCGGGGUUGAUGAUAUGACCAAGUUAGCGUACCUCCACGAGCCAGGGGUGUUACACAAUCUCGCCUGUCGCUUUUCUCUCAAUGAGAUAUAUACUUACACGGGGAACAUUUUGAUAGCAGUGAAUCCUUUCCGGAGGUUGCCACAUCUGUACGAUAUCCACAUGAUGCAGCAGUACAAAGGAGCUGCUUUCGGAGAGCUGAGUCCGCAUCUCUUUGCCGUUGCAGAUACCUGCUACAGGUCGAUAAUCAAUGAACAUGGAAGCCAGUCUAUCUUGGUGAGUGGAGAGAGUGGAGCUGGAAAGACGGAAACAACGAAAAUGCUAAUGAGAUAUCUAGCAUUCAUGGGAGGGAGGUCUGGCACAGAAGGAAGAACAGUAGAGCAACAGGUUUUGGAGUCAAAUCCAGUUUUGGAAGCAUUUGGCAAUGCAAAAACUGUUAAAAAUAACAAUUCCAGUCGUUUUGGAAAAUUUGUCGAAAUCCAAUUCGAUAAGCAGGGGAAGAUCUCAGGGGCUGCAGUUCGGACUUAUCUCCUAGAAAGAUCGCGUGUUUGCCAAGUCUCUGAUCCGGAGAGGAACUACCAUUGCUUUUACAUGCUUUGUGCAGCGCCUCCAGAGGAAGUGAAGAGGUACAAGCUUGGACAUCCAAGAUCAUUUCACUAUUUGAAUCAAAGUAAUUGUUAUGAGGUGGCGAAUGUAGAUGAUGCCAGAGAAUACCUGGAAACCAGAAAUGCCAUGGACAUUGUUGGAAUCAGCCAGGAUGAGCAGGAAGCUAUAUUCCGUGUAGUGGCUGCUAUACUCCAUUUGGGGAAUAUAGAGUUUCUCAAGGGGAGUGAAGUAGAUUCAUCUAAGCUAAAAAAUGAUAAGUCGCGCUAUCACCUUCAGACAGCGGCUGAGCUACUACAGUGCAGUGAGAAGGCACUUGAGGACUCUCUUUGCAAGCGUGUCAUUGUUACCCCCGAUGGGAGCAUCACAAAACCACUCGAUCCUGCUGCAGCUGUCACAAGCAGGGAUGCUUUUGCAAAGACAGUAUAUUCCAGAUUAUUUGAUUGGAUCGUGGACAAGAUAAACAAUUCGAUUGGUCAAGAUCCGAAUGCUAAAAGCAUAAUUGGAGUCCUAGAUAUUUAUGGGUUCGAGAGCUUCAAGAUCAACAGUUUUGAGCAGUUGUGUAUCAACCUAACGAACGAGAAGUUGCAACAGCACUUCAAUCAGCAUGUUUUCAAGAUGGAACAAGAGGAGUAUACAAAGGAGGAAAUUGACUGGAGCUAUGUUGAGUUCGUAGACAAUCAAGACGUUUUAGAUCUUAUCGAAAAGAAACCAGGAGGAAUAAUUGCUCUUCUUGAUGAAGCCUGCAUGUUUCCAAAGUCAACUCAUGAAACUUUCGCGCAGAAGAUGUACCAGACUUAUAAAGCUCACAAACGGUUCAGCAAGCCGAAACUUGCUAGAACCGACUUCACCAUAAAUCACUAUGCUGGUGAUGUAACCUAUCAAGCAGAUCAAUUUCUCGACAAAAAUAAGGAUUAUGUUAUUGCAGAACAUCAAGCUCUUUUGAAUGAUUCCACCUGCUCAUUUGUUGCAAAUCUUUUCCCUUCAUUGCCUGAAGAAACAUCAAAGCAAUCCAAGUUUUCCUCCAUCGGCGCCCGCUUCAAACAACAAUUACAAUCAUUAAUGGAAACCCUGAGCACAACAGAGCCACAUUACAUCAGAUGUGUGAAGCCAAAUACAGUUCUGAAACCUGGGAUAUUUGAGAACUUCAAUGUCUUGAACCAGUUGAGAUGUGGAGGUGUACUAGAGGCCAUAAGAAUAAGCUGUGCAGGGUAUCCAACAAAAAGAACAUUUGAUGAGUUUAUAGACCGGUUUGGAAUGCUAGCUCCGGAUAUUGUGGAUGGGUCAGAUGAGAAAUUAGGAUGUGUUGCAAUAUGUGACAGAAUGGGCUUAAAAGGCUAUCAGAUUGGGAAAAGCAAGGUGUUUCUCAGAGCGGGGCAGAUGGCUGAAUUAGAUGCUAGAAGAGCAGAAGUUGUGGCUCAUGCUGUCAGGCGCAUUCAAAGGCAAAUCCGAACUCACCUUACAAGGAAAGAGUUUAUAAUUCUACGAAAGGCGUCCAUAAAUAUCCAGAAACUUUGGAGAGCACGGAUCGCAUGUAAGCUUUAUGAACACAUGAGGAGAGAAGCUGCUUCAAUCCGAAUACAGAAACAUGCACGUACUCGUGCAGCAAGAAAUUCAUACAUCAAAUUGCAGGAGGCAGCGUUAGUAAUUCAAACUGGCUUACGAGCAAUGGCAGCACGGAAUGAGUUCAGACGCAGAAGACGAAACAAAGGAGCAACAAUCAUUCAGACACAAUGGAGAAGUUUCUAUGCCCUUUCUGCCUAUAAACGUCUCAAGAAAGCCAACCUUUCACUUCAAUGCCUAUGGCGAGCUAGAAUAGCUAGAAAAGAGCUUCGGAAGUUAAGAAUGGAAGCAAGAGACACAGGAGCCCUCAAGGAAGCAAAGGACAAGCUGGAAAAGCGUGUUGACGAGCUAACAUGGAGAUUAGACAUUGAAAAACACCUACGGAUGGAUAUUGAAGAAUCUAAGGGCCAGGAAAUAGCAAAACUGCAGAAUGUUUUACAGGAUAUGCAAACGCAGCUUCAGGAAGCUCAAGCUGCAAUUAUUCAUGAAAGAGAAGCUGCCAAGAUAGCAAUUGAACAAGCCCCGCCAGUCAUCAAAGAGGUACCGGUUGUUGACAACACGAAGGUGGAGCAAUUGACAAAUAAAAACCACGAACUCGAGGAAGAGAUCACUGAAUUGAAGAAGAAGGUAGAGGAGUUUGAGCAAGCUUAUUCAAAGGUGGAACUAGAAAGCAAUGCCAGAUUUAAAGAAGCAGAAGAGGCACAAAUGAAAGCUGCACAACUGCAAGAGAGCAUCGAAAGAUUAGAAUCGAACCUAUCUAAUCUCGAGUCUGAGAAUCAGGUGCUACGUCAGCAGGCUCUGGUUUUAUCAGCUCAGGAGGGCUUGACUGAGGAAAUGGAACUACUGAGGGAGAAGAUUAAAGAUUUGGAGUCGGAGAACAUGUUGCUUCACAGUCAAAAAGUUGUUGUGCAACAAAUACAAAGUUCUGAUGUUGUGCAACAAAUACAGAGUUCUGAUGUUGUGCCACAAAUACAGAAUUCUGAUGUUGUGCAACAAAUACAGAGUACUGAUGAUGAUCAAGUUAUCUCAACAGUAAAGAAUUUGGACAAUGGAUACGAGGACCAUAAUGGCCUGGACACUGUGGAACAUCAACCAGCAACAAAAGUAGACCAGCAGAUCAAUGAAGUGAUUAAGGAUUCUGAGGUUAUUCCCCCUCCUCUCUCUAAACAGAGAUCCUUGACGGAUAGACAGCAGGAAAAUCAUGACGCACUGAUCAAAUGUCUUCUAGAAGACAGCCGCUUUGAUAAGAAUAGGCCAGUUGCUGCCUGCAUCGUCUACAGAACACUCAUACAGUGGAGAUCCUUCGAAGCAGAUAAAACUAAUAUAUUUGAUAGGAUUAUUCAUGCAAUCCAAUCAUCAAUUGAGAACCAGGACAGCACAAAGAAUCUGGCUUAUUGGCUGUCAACAACUUCAACUCUUUUGUUUCUUCUGCAAAGAACGAUCAAGGCAAGCAACUCAUCAGCAGCAGCUUCGAGAAGAAACAGAAGUUCACCCAUCUCGUUUUUUGGUAGAAUGGCACAGGGGCGGUCAUCUUCUAUGAUCAUGGGACUAUCUAGUGGCUACAGCGGAAUGGAGGGCAACCCCAUCACCAAAUCAAGGAUUGAAGCAAAAUACCCGGCUUUGCUGUUUAAGCAACAUCUCACAGCAUGUGUCGAGAAAAUAUAUGGGAUGAUUCGCGAUGGCUUAAAGAAAGAGAUCAGUCCAUUUCUUAAUUUAUGUAUACAAGCACCAAGAGUUGCGAGGAUCAGACCGGUAAAAGGGUCCUCUAAAACCAUCCAUUCACAUAAUAUGAAACAACAGAGCUCUAGCCUACACUGGCAAACCAUCGUCCAUUGCUUCGAUCAUACCAUGAAAAUACUGUCUGAAAAUUAUGUUGCACCAACCAUCACAAGGAAGAUUUUCAGCCAAGUAUUCUCAUUCAUAAAUGUUCAACUUUUCAAUAGCUUACUGCUACGCCGUGAAUGCUGUUCAUUUAGCAACGGUGAAUAUGUUAAGGCAGGUUUACAAGAACUGGAGAACUGGUGUGUGAAAGCAACACCUGAGUAUGCUGGAUCCUCGUGGGACGAACUACAACACAUAAGACAAGCUAUAGCUUUUCUGGUCCUGCACCAGAAAACUCACAAGUCCUUGGAUGAGAUCACGAGUGAACUCUGCCCGGUAUUGAGUAUUGCACAAAUAUAUAGAAUCGGAACCAUGUUUUGGGAUGAUAAAUAUGGAACCCAAGGAUUAUCUACCGAGGUGAUUGCAAAGAUGAAAGCUCUGACAGUAGAAGAUUCAAUUAGCUCACCAAACAAUACAUUCUUGCUGGAUGUAGAUUCAAGCAUACCUUUCUCCAUUGAUGAGAUAUCACAGUCGUUCCAGGAUAUCAAUGUAUCAGAUGUGAAUCCGCCGCCUCUUCUUCGUCAAAGAUCAGACUUCCAUUUUCUGUUGCAGAUAGCAGAAUCAUAAUUCUGCACAAUCGCCAAUUUUGAUUUGAUUCAGCAUAUAGAUAUGAUGAAUACACAUUGUUUUUUCCCCUUUUGAGUGGUGAGGGAGUGAGUGUGAGUGUGAGCGUUCAAAAUGUAAAUCCCCUUCUUUUCAUUCUACCAUUAAUUUCUCUGUUUUGAUUCACAACAUUUAUCCAAUUACUAUUAUUUGUGUAAA